CCUCAGAUCGCAAGUAUUCAGUUACUCUCGGUCACUCUGUUCUCUGGAAUCAAAAGGCUAAAUCCAAACAUUACAGAUUUGGCAAUGGAGAAGAUGGAGGUUGUGGAGCAGGAAGAUCGGAAGCUGAAGCACCUAGGGUUCAUGAGGAUGGCUGCGAUUCAAGCGUUGGUGUGCGUGUCGAAUCUGUACGAGUACGCGAAGCAGAACUCGGGGCCUUUGAGAUCGACUGUGGGUACUGUUGAGGGUGCUGUCACCACCGUCGUCAGUCCAGUUUACGAGAAACUCAAAGGAGUUCCGGAUCAUCUCCUUGUUUUCCUUGAUGGGAAGGUAGACGAGGUAUCACACAAAUUUGAUGAGCGUGCCCCACCUGUUGCAAAACAGGUCGUCAGCCAAGCACAGUUUUUGAUUCAGCAGGCAUUAGAAAAGGUUCAAAAGUUUGUUAGUGAAGCAAGAGAUAACGGGGCACGUGGAGCUUUGCAUUAUGCUGCAGCAGAAUCUAAGCAGUUAGUUCUUACAAAUUCGGUGAAGGUAUGGGUUAAACUCAACUAUUAUCCUUCCUUCCACUCAGUUGCAAAUAUGGCUGUUCCCACAGCUGCUUGCUGGUCAGACAAGUACAAUCACGUAGUUAACGACAUGACCCACAAGGGUUAUCCUGUGUUUGGUUAUCUUCCUCUGAUCCCUGUGGAUGAGAUCAAGCAGGCAGUUAAGCAAGCUCAAGCACGCGAGAGUGCAGAUGGAAGUGUAGUUGCACAUAAAUCAGAUUCAGAUUCUGACUGAAGGAUUGCUUCUGGUUGUCUGCAUUGUGGAGGUCUUAAUGAAGUUUGUGGGUAGUGGUGCUUGUGUAUAUUUUUCAAUCUUUUGUUUAAUUCUGUCGUUGUGAAACCAAUGCUGAAUCAGUGAAUCUGCAUUAGUACUCUUAAAUGGUUCUAAUGUUGUAGCAUUUGCAUUGACUGGUUCACCUGUAAAGACUUUGUCUUUCGGUGGGUGGAGGAAUUGAUUGGGGGUCAACUGGUGUGCUUCUUCUCAAAUUUGGGGAUGCGUGCUUAACCUACUUGGAAUGCGGACACGGAUACCUCUGAUAGAUGAUCAUAAGAAUAGGGGCAUGGGUAGUGCCACUAACAAUAAUGUUAUAUCAUUAAAAUUGUAAAAUAUUG
Molecule: messenger RNA, 1154 nt
Organism: Rubroshorea leprosula
Lineage: Eukaryota; Viridiplantae; Streptophyta; Magnoliopsida; Malvales; Dipterocarpaceae
Source: the annotation of a GenBank genome assembly